GUGCGGCGGCAGACCAGCGGAGCGAGCCGAGGCUCAAUAAUGCUCAAAUUCCUGACUCACAAGCUGCGAACGCAUUCGUUGAAUGAGGAGAGCGUUUCCGAGAAGGUGGAGGAGCGCGACUCCGGCACCGAGUCUGACGACGAGGCUGACCGCGCCGAGCCCGGUGAUUUUUGCACUGACGUCAUCAUGAAGUGGAACGACGUCACGGAUAUCAGUAUGGGUGGCGAGGCGUGCGCCUGCGCCCCCACGCCGCCGCGGCUGCUGCCCGACCCUGAGCCCGACCACCUCUACGACCACCACUCCUCAGAGGAGGAACUAGAGGUGAUCAACGGCGCGCCGAGCGGGGCGGGAGCGGGCGCGGAAGCGGGCGCGGGCGCGGGCGCGGCUGAGUCGCGGCGCCGCGGGGCCUCCUCCCCGCCGCCCGCCGCGCCCGAGAAGCGCAAGUGGCCGGCGCAGCCCUACCUCGACCCUGACACCGACGAGCUCGCGGCCAGGGCGCCCUCUUCUGACGAUGACGACACUAAGGUGGAGACUCCGGUGCGGUUCCGCACGUCGCCGCCGCUGGAGGCCCUGAAGCCGCGGCGCGCGGGCGCGGUGUGCUCGUGCGCGGGCAGCGGGGGCGCGGCGGGCGGGGGGCGCGCGGCGGCCGAGCGCGCGCCGCUGUCCCCGCGCCGCCGCCGCCUGCCGCUGCCGCCGCCGCGCCGCCACCGUCCUGCACUUGAUUUCGAUAAGAUGCAACAGCUGAAGGUGGGCGGCGGCGGCGUGCGGUCGUGGCGCGCGGUGGGCGGCGCGCACGGCGGCGAGCUGUCCGUGUUCUGCUGGUGAUGCCGCCGCGCGCGCCGCCGCUGCGCCGGGACUCAGUGUUAGUGUAACUGUCUGUAAUCAACUCCUGUUAGCGCAAUAACAACAUUUCAUGUUCUUUGUAUACUCCUAUCGAUAUCCGCAUCCUAGUGUCCGAGCCGUGCGACGUACGUAGGGUCCGGUCCGUUUCUCAUACUGAGAAUCCUGCACUUACCGUUUCGUAUCAAACUCGACGUCGCCGAGCCAUGCCGACUGCGGCGAGUGCUGCGGCGGAACUGCUUCCGUCACCCCUCACCAGCACCGCGACUACUCUACAGUUUAGUGGUUGAAUUCACUGAGCCGCUCGCCCACCGCUGGGCAGUGGGCAGUGGGCAUGGCUGCGCGGCGUCGCUAACAUCCAGUUCCUUUGUAAAUUGCACUCUAAUAAUGAUCAAAGUACAAACUUACGAUACUAUAAGGCGGCCACAAUGCGCGCCGACACUGUUUUUCGAAGAAUUUACUCGUUUUGAAUACUGUGUUUUUAUCCAUCAGUUUGAUACUCGACUAGAUUGUCAAAACGCGGGAUUUUUAAUGCAUAUUUUAGUUAAUGAUAUCAACGAAACUACAAGUAUAUACGAGGC
Molecule: messenger RNA, 1421 nt
Organism: Trichoplusia ni (cabbage looper)
Lineage: Eukaryota; Metazoa; Arthropoda; Insecta; Lepidoptera; Noctuidae
Gene: Reph
Product: formin-like protein 18
Exons: 7
Source: RefSeq, a predicted model, not a curated record